AUGGCUGCUGAAGUUAGUUCUCUAAUUCGUGUUCUUGGUGGAGGAGGAUACAAAGAAGAACAGCAUCGGACGGUGGGAAAUGAAUCUCACAGUGAGAAAUCAACGGCUCUGAUUACAAGAGACUUACUCGGUGGGUCCGGAAAUGAAUCCCAAGAAUUAGAUCUUGAUUUACAGGUUCCUACUGGCUGGGAAAAACGUCUUGACCUUCAGUCAGGGAAAGUGUACAUUCAAAGGUGUAACACAUUACCAUCAUCACCAAUUUCUGAAAUGAAACCAACAACUCCGAAAUUCCAAGACCUAAAUUUUCCAUCAACACACCCAAAUGUUGCAUUGAAUCUCUUCGAUGAAACGAGUUUAGACCUGAAACUCGUUUCAUCGACUUUACCAUCAAACAAUUACCAAAGUGUGUGCACACUUGACAAAGUGAAAUCAGCUCUGGAAAGAGCUGAGAAAGAACCGUUAAGGAAAAGAGCAUCGUUUUUGAAGUCAUCGAUUUCAACAACUUCGCCUUCGUCAUAUUCAUCUUCUUCAUCGUCGAUUCGAGAGACAACAAAUCAUCAAGAGGAAGAACAAAGCGAGGAGAAAAUGGUCUCGUCGCCUAUGGCUGCAGGGUGUCCUGGUUGUUUGUCAUAUGUUUUGAUAAUGAAGAAUAAUCCUAAGUGUCCUAGGUGUAAUUCUGUUGUUCCAAUUCCAAUCAUGAAGAAACCUAGGAUUGAUCUUAAUAUUUCGAUUUGA
Lathyrus sativus (Indian pea) is the source of this 735-nucleotide messenger RNA. The record is from the annotation of a GenBank genome assembly. NCBI's taxonomy places the organism in Eukaryota, Viridiplantae, Streptophyta, Magnoliopsida, Fabales, Fabaceae.